GGUGGGUCUGGUGGGGUCUGGUAGGGUCCAGAACCCGGGAGCAGAGCUGGGCGGGCGGGGCGAGGUGGGGCAGGGGCGAGGGGUGCCCAGCGGUUUCCGCCCGGCCCCGCCCUGUUUGGCCCUGCCCAGGAUCUGCGGCUGCCAGCUCCAGAGAGCAGCUUCCCUGGCCGGAGGCGCGAUGGGCUGCGGGAACUCCACUGCCACCAGCGCGGGCGCGAGCCAAGGCCCUGCAGGAGCAGCUAAAGAUGUAACAGAAGACUCGAUAGCAGAAGAUGACAAGAGGAGAAACUACGGAGGGGUGUAUGUUGGUCUACCAUCUGAAGCCGUCAAUAUGGUAUCCAGCCAAACAAAGACGGUACGAAAAAAUUAGAAGAAAAUAUCAUGACUCAAUCAGCAAGAGCUUGCUCAUCAAGAUCUGGAUGGGAUUUCGGCGUCGUGGGACAUUGUGACGUGCACAGACAUUUCCAAGGAAAUUCCCAGUUUAUAGUUAAUGCCAUGGGUACACAUUGAAUGUUACAGGACUAGAAAGGAAUGGGUUGAACAGUACACUCAUACCUGGCACUUGCCAUGGUUCACCUGUGCAAGACGAGCUCACAAGCGGUUCUUGACCAGCUGGCCGCUGGCUCCUAGCGGUCAUCACAGCUCGUGAAGAUCAUGUCUUUUUCAUUGAUACUUUUUGGAUCGUUUUUAUAUAACAAAAUCCUUCAUCUAUUUAUAACUUAAAAUAAGGCACGGUAAAUGAAUUACCCAAAGUAAUAUAUUUGUUCUCUUUCACUAUUUCUAUUUCAUGUUAAUUGUCAGCUGUCAAAGUGAUUCUAAUGGUUCGCUCUUUUUUUACUAUUUGUUUUUCAGCUUUAUUUAAAUGUCAGACGAUUUUCUUUAUUAAGGAUGGUGUUAUUACAUUGUAACACUUAAACUGCUGAGAUUUGCAUGCUAUACCUACCAUUUGAUUUACUUCCUAUUUUCUUUAGUCAAAGGCUUAUUAUGUAACUGCGAAUACUUCAUAGCCACGAGGCUCCCAUUUCUACUUGUGUGUGAUCAGAGCAUUUCAUCAUGUUAAUUCUAUACUGUUUUCAAGAACUUGUCACUGAUGGUUAGUGGGAUAUUUGGGAAUUUCUUACUUUGAUAGUGAACAUGCAUCCACUUCGUACUGCACUGUAAAUCACUUAAUGUGCCAAUGUAUUUCAAUAAUUAAAAGUUUUUACCCCCUUUA
This is a messenger RNA of Sus scrofa (pig), 1213 nucleotides long. Lineage: Eukaryota; Metazoa; Chordata; Mammalia; Artiodactyla; Suidae. The record is from RefSeq and is a predicted model, not a curated record.